This is a messenger RNA of Actinia tenebrosa (Australian red waratah sea anemone), 2044 nucleotides long. Its product is annotated as protein ABHD14A. Gene Ontology annotation, cellular component: cytoplasm. NCBI's taxonomy places the organism in Eukaryota, Metazoa, Cnidaria, Anthozoa, Actiniaria, Actiniidae. The record is from RefSeq and is a predicted model, not a curated record.
UUAUUAUAAAGAUCACGUUUUUAGAACUGUAUGUUUAUUUCACAUUUUUUACUAACUGGGCUUCCUGUGUUCCCUCCAUCAAAUCAAAUAUGGGUUCAUUGUAUCCUGUCUUUUAGACCGAUUUUCUUCCUCAUCUCAGAGUAAGUUGGAUGGCUAAUAUUCCGCUUUCAGUAUCAAUAAACUGGAGAUCUAUCGUCGUAGGGCUUCUAGUUUUUCUAGGUGUUCUGUACUAUUUCUCAGCCUAUCACUGGAAGCUUCACAAACACUCCAGCAAGACCAUUAUCAAAACACAAUACCUUAACAUCAAUGGCGCCGAAAAGGGCAUAUUUUAUCGACAUGGCUUACCAGAGAAGCCUCUUUUAAAAGUAUUAUUCCUUCACGGGAAGAGGUUCUCUUCCAAAACCUGGGAAGAUAUUGGAACUUUAGAGUUUCUGAGCAAGAAAAGUUACGAAGUGUUGGCAGUUGAUCUUCCUGCCUUUGGUAACUCGUCGACGUUGGAGGCUCCAAAAUCUCCUUCUGAUAAAGCAAAGUUCCUUGAGAUAUUGAUUCAAAAGCUUGAUUAUGAACAUUCUAUCCUAGUUGCUCCAUCGAUGAGUGGAUCAUACGCUUUUCCAUACAUUUUUAAUGGAGAAAACGCCAAGAAAUUGGAAGGAUUUGUCCCUAUUGCACCCGUUGGAACAGAAGACUUCACAGAAGAUCAGUUCAAGAAGUUGGGCCUCAAAACUUUGAUUGUUUAUGGCCAAGAAGAUAAGCAACCAUUUGUAUCAAAGGCUAUCAAGAAACUGCAACUAAUCCCUGAUGCUAUUACUAGGAGGAUUGACCAAGCAGGACAUGUCUGCUACAUUGAUCACGCUGAUGAAUUCCACAGCAAUUUGGAGGAAUUUCUUGAAAAAUUGCAGGAAAACAAGUCUUGAAACUGAAUCUUUAGGGAUCAAACAUGGCACUUACAGCCAUUCUCAAUCACACGUGCCACUCUAGCAAUAGUUUCUGUCGCGUCAAAGAAGCUCUUGGUGGACGUCAAUCAAGGCGUUCCCAUGAAUAUUCCAUGUACGUGCCCUUAUUGCUUUUGUGAAUUUUGACAAUGUUAUGGAAACGCCUUGUGAUUGCCAUCUGGUUCUUUCAAACAAUUAAUACUAGCUAUUAACUCUUACAUUGAAAUUUUACUAGAGUAAAUUUAGAUAAACCAUUUAUCUCUCCAGAUUCAGUAAAAACGAGUGUUUUGGGAUUUUCCUGUGGUUGUGUGUGAAGAUUGGAGCCAAGUAAUCCAAUCUACAUGCAUCCACAGGAAUCCUAAAACACUCACCCUUACAGAGUUUGGAGGAAAGUGGGACUGCUUGCAGUCUUUGGAUCACCUGAGAUCAGGGGAAAACAAAUUGAUAUGAUCAAAAUAUGUCUUUUCAUCCAUUCUCUUGUAAAAUAAAAUCUGGUUUCUCAUGACAGUAAAUGCUAGUUUGGCACAUAUUUGAUAUCUUAGGAGACCUCAACUAAAUAGUUAUCUUAGGCUCAGAUCAAAAGUUGAACUUUACAUGAGCCGAACAUUACUGAAAUAAUGGAUAACGAGGCAGUCUUCUCUGAUGUCCUAGCCCUAUCUAGGUUAAGCUCUUGUGAAGUUCAACAUGAGCCUAAGUUAUAUAUAUUAGAUAAAUCUAUCUGAAUCUUAUAAAUUUAUCUUAGGCCUAGGGCAAACAUCGAACUUUCCAUGCACCGAACUCAUUAAAAACAAUGGAUAUCAGGUGAUAAUGAGGCGGCAUUCUUUGAUGUAAUUAAGUUUGGUGCAUGGAAAGUUCGACAUUUGCCCUAGGCCUUAUAAGUGCUAUCUAGCACUUAAUCAAUCUCCUACCCCCUUUACCAGGGAAUAAGGCCACCUCACAUUGAACUUGUCACAGUGCCACAAAGAAACAUUGUAAAUCAGUGUCUGAUGUGAGGCUCCCUCCCCCUCUCAAUACGACAGCAUUGGACAUGAAUGUAAUUAUAAUGAAUAAUACCAAAGGACCCAGCAGAUGUAUGUAAUAAUAUAAAUUGUGGAUCCAUCCUAUCAUUUUUA